AUGGACGGAAUGUCCUUCGCUGGCGAAGGGUCGCGCAGCGCAGCGGGGAGCCAUAUGAAUACCCGGCACAGUCCGAUACAACUGAUUUCCGACGAUACAGCGGAGCCUUUCGGGGAUUCAGAUGCCGGACCGAGUCGCCAUAUGCUGGACAAUAAACCGGGGUUUCUGGACUGGUCUACAGAAGCUCCCGGGCAGAGAGUCGCAUACGAUGAUCUUACUGCGAUAGACUGGAUUCACGAGUAUACGAUUGAGCAGCUACGGUUACGGAUUCUUCGCGGUGGAGGGGGGAUUACGACGUACUUUAGGGUACUUGCGGAUGCUAGUCAGGCUUGGAUUGUUCUCAUCCUUUCUGGCUUGGCCGUUGGGUUUAUUGCUGCCACGAUAGAUAUCGCCGGAAACUGGCUAGCUGAUGUAAAAACCGGUGUCUGCACAACUUCAUUUUAUCUAAACCACUCGUUCUGCUGCUGGGGUCUUCAAUCGACGGAGCAAUGCAAAGACUGGGUCACGUGGGGACAUUUACUCCACGUCGGGCCUGCCGGUGGGAUCACAUUUGCUCUGUCUGCAUGUUUUUUGGUUCUAGAAUAUGCCCCAUAUGCUCGCCAAAGCGGUAUACCCGAGAUAAAAACUGUUUUGGGCGGGUUCGUCAUUCGUCGAUUUAUGGGCGGAUGGACCUUACUUAUAAAGUCGCUCGGCUUAUGUCUAUCGGUCGCCUCAGGCUUAUGGCUUGGAAAAGAAGGCCCCUUGGUGCAUGUGGCUUGCAGCUGUGCCAAUAUCCUCAUGAAGCCGUUCCAUUCCAUUAGUCGAAAUGAAGCCCGUAAGCGAGAAAUCCUAUCAGCAGCGGCGGCUGCCGGGAUAUCAGUAGCUUUUGGGUCACCAAUUGGAGGCGUGCUGUUCAGUUUAGAGCAGGUUUCGUACUACUUCCCAGAUAAAACGAUGUGGCAGAGCUUCGUUUGUGCUAUGGUGGCGGCUGUGACCCUGCAGUUUAUGAACCCAUUUAGGACGGAAAAAUUGGUCAUGUACCAAGUUAUAUUCACCCGAGGGUGGCAUGAUUUUGAACUAGUCCCAUUUUGUAUUUUGGGCAUUAUGGGGGGACUAUACGGUGGUCUCUUCAUUAAAGUCAAUAUCUUUAUAGCCGGAAUUCGAAGGAGGACCUGGGUAAAAUCUUUCCCGGUUCUCGAAGUCUUCGUUGUUGCCCUCGCGUCGGCUCUAAUAAAUUAUCCAAAUGUGUUCAUGCGAGUUCAAGUCUCUGAACUUGUUGCCAAUCUCUUUCAAGAGUGCAGUGCUACAAAUGACGAUAUUUUGGACAUUUGCCAAGACGGGAAAACUGCAGGUCCAGUGUCGCUGCUGAUCUUAGCCUCCGUGCUAGGGAUGAUCCUUGCUUCAUUUACAUUUGGGCUUCAGAUUCCUGCCGGAAUCUUACUCCCUUCCAUGGGAAUUGGCGCCCUGUACGGACGAGCCAUGGGGAUGGUUGUUCAAGUCUGGCAGAGAAAUAAUCAUACGGCUUGGAUGUUUGGGUCCUGUAAACCAGAUGUUCAAUGUAUCACACCCGGUGUCUACGCAAUUGUAGGAGCUGCAUCGGCUGUCGGAGGCGUUACUCGAAUGACCGUUUCCAUCGUUGUUAUUAUGUUCGAGUUGACAGGGGCGCUGACCUAUGUACUACCUAUCAUGGUGGCAGUAUUAAUCAGCAAAUGGGUUGGGGACGCAUUCGAUCGCAAAGGAAUCUACGAAGCAUGGAUUAAUUUCCAAGAGUACCCAUUCUUAGAUAACCGCGAAGAACCUGUACCCGACCUCCUUGUUUCGCAGGUCAUGACAAGGGUUGAGGAUAUCGUUAUGAUUGAGGCGACUGGUCAUACAAUUGCAUCCCUAGAUGAUUUACUUCACACUCAACCUUACAAAGGAUUCCCCGUUGUGGCAGAUGCUAGGGAUGCCUUGCUUCUAGGCUACAUUUCUAGAACCGAGCUUCGAUACGCCAUCGACAAGGCUAAGAAUUUACCUCGAACAACGGAAUGCCACUUCGGGGGCUCGGCCUUGAUUGGAACUGUGUCCGAGAAUUCUCUGGACAUGCGGCCAUGGAUGGAUCAUACGCCUAUGACGCUUCCAGCGAGAAGCUCGUUGAUGCUUGCAACGUCCUUAUUCCAAGAUCUUGGGCUGAGGUAUCUGCUAUUCCAGUAUCAUGGACAAUUGCAAGGAUUAAUGACAAAGAAAGAUGCAUGGUUCAUCCUGAAUUCAGUGAAGGAUGAGAAGAGGUUCGUACACGCGACAAGGGAUAGAUUCACUGAGGAUGUAAACUCUACGAACUUUAUAUCUUCCAGUUGA
Molecule: messenger RNA, 2316 nt
Organism: Orbilia oligospora ATCC 24927
Lineage: Eukaryota; Fungi; Ascomycota; Orbiliomycetes; Orbiliales; Orbiliaceae
Exons: 10
Coding region: 1-2316 (771 amino acids)
Biological process (GO): chloride transport; transmembrane transport
Cellular component (GO): Golgi apparatus; early endosome; membrane
Molecular function (GO): voltage-gated chloride channel activity
Source: RefSeq, a predicted model, not a curated record